AUGGCUACCUAUGAGCCAGAUGUGGUGGGAGGUUGUCAGAUCAGCCUUCCAGAGCCCAGUGCCCUGCAGGAGGAAUCGCCUGCCUGCCUGCCCGGCGAGUGUUUUCCAAGAGCGCUGGGGGCCCCUUCGAAUCCGGAGCCCCAGAGCUGUUCAAAGUUCUUCCCAACGCCCCUCCCCAAGGCUUCCUCCCGCGCAGAACCCGAGCCACCCCCAUCUGGCACUACAGGAGGACGCGCACCCCAUCUCCAGCGUCCUCGCCCCGCCGCCCACUCGCGCUCGUGCUGCUCCCCGGCCUUGCAGUCUGCGCUGCCCGGACCCCAGCAGCCCCGCGGCCCCGGCGUCGCGUCAACCGCCUCGGCAGCUGCAGCGGCGAGGCCGGCAGAGGGCGCUGCGGCCCGGGCGGCGCAGGGGGCGCGGGCCGGGAGGGGGCGCCCGGGCUCGGCGUGUGCGUCUCCCCGCGGCCAGGAGGGGUGCGCGCCCGUGCCGCCCCGCGCCGCCCGCCCGGCCGCCGUCACCGCGGACGAAGCUCCGAGCUCGGGCUGGGCGGCCCCGGCCCCGGCCCCGGCGUCUCUUUGUCCGGGCGAGGCGGGCAGCGCCGAGGCGGCCCCGGCCCGGCCCCGGGUCCCCGCGCUCGGAGCAGCGCGCCCGGGCGGGGCCGCGAGGCGGGCGCGGGCCGGGCCGGCGGGGGCGGCGCCGCAUGUCCAGGUGCGGGCGCCCUGGCGCUGCACCUGCGCCCUCGGCCGGCGCCCGCCAGUUUGCGCGCUCGCGGCCGCGGUCCGGACCGCGGUCGGGGGAACUCCCGCCGGGGAGCAGCGGCGGGCGGCGGCGGCCGUGGCGGCCGGGACGCGUGACUCCGCGCGGGCAGCGCCGGAUCCUGAGCGUCGCGCUCGGCCCCGCCUGGCCCGGGCGAGCGGGUCCCGGCGCGGGGCGGCGGCCGCGGGCGCAGGUGCGGAGAGUUGGGGGCCCCCGGCGCUGGCGGCCGCUGUCGUCAGAGCGCUUUUCCUGCUGCGCACAUCACCUGCUCGGCGCAGACGUCGCCGCUCUCGGGCACCUGCGCGGGCUGCCGGGCUGCACACCGCCGUUCACGUGGCAGGUCUCAUGGAUUAAUUUGCUCUCAUUCACCAGAAGCCUAACAGAUAAAAUCUUUGUGCUGUGUAUCAGAGAGUGCUUUUGAAGAUGAUUAAAGCCAUGUGGCAGUGUGCCCUUUCUAGAGGAGGACAAGCAGCUUGAGG
Messenger RNA from Cavia porcellus (domestic guinea pig), 1232 nucleotides. Its product is annotated as spidroin-2-like. The transcript is spliced from 3 exons. The record is from RefSeq and is a predicted model, not a curated record. Bases 1 to 1107 code for a protein of 368 amino acids. Lineage: Eukaryota; Metazoa; Chordata; Mammalia; Rodentia; Caviidae.